AUGAGGAGGGUCUUGACGCCGGGCGCAUCGAGAAAGCGCAAGGAGAUUGAUACAACUACGACUCCAGCCGAGCCGGUUGCUUCUAAUCGGCUUCUAGCUGGCUACAUGGCCUACGAGUUUCUAUCGAAAGGUACGCUUUUUGGGCAGAAAUGGGACCCUGCUCGAGCCGAGGCUGUGGCGCCGGUAUCGAGUGUGGGGGAAUCGAGGAGGACGAAGCCGGAGAAGAAGAGCCAGAGCGUGGAAGCCGAGCCGAGCGGGAAGGUGAAACAGCACUAUGAGAGUUAUGGUGACGUGGCUAGAUUAUUGAAGGGAGAUGGGGCCCACGUGGCGGAGAUUGUCAACCCCACGCAACUUGCUCGGUGGAUUCAGAUGUGA
Messenger RNA from Camellia sinensis, 375 nucleotides. NCBI's taxonomy places the organism in Eukaryota, Viridiplantae, Streptophyta, Magnoliopsida, Ericales, Theaceae. The record is from RefSeq and is a predicted model, not a curated record.